AUGUUUGUCAAUACCGGUACUGAUAGACGCAGCAAUUAUACAAGACAUCUCAGCUCUGAAUCACACCGGUUAAACGUAGCGAAUGCAAUCCUCUCAAAUGCAAACAACCCUAAUGAGGUUCAAAAUGAAGCAAUGAAUACUGAUCCAUCUCCUGAGGUUCAAGAUGAGGCAGAUACCUCCAUGAAUAUUGAUUCACCUUCUGGAAGUCCAAUGAUGACAGACAUUGAUGUUGAACCUGAGCCUGAACCAGACAUAACCCCUGAAGAAGCUUUCGGAAGCUCCCAUGGUUUUGAGGAGGAUGACAGUGAAAUCGGACGUGACUUUGACCCCUUUGAAAACAUUUUAAAUGAUGAAGUACAGUUGGAUGGUGGUCCUGGUGUUAGUGAAUCUAUCAACCCCAAUACCAAUGAUGAUGAACCUCAAGUACCUGAUGAUGUUAAUGGCAACCCUUACUUUCCUUUCAAAAAUGAAUAUUACAUGCAUGCUCUUCUCUUUUUCAAGUCUUCAAGUAUGAAGUAUUCAGAGGAAGAAAUUAAAGCCACCCUUGAAUUCGGCAGAUACUUGAUUGAAAUAGCAAUUCGGCAAUACAAAGAUCAACUUGCUCUGGAUCCCACUGACACUGACUAUGAUUUCAAAGGCUACCCUACUCCCCAUGGUAUUUCUAGGUUUUACAAAUCUACCAAAAGCACUGUUCCAAUUCUUCCCCAUGCUGAAUAUUAUGUGAAAAGCCGUGAAGGUAUUCCUUAUACCACACCUAUUGAUCAUUCUAGUCGUGACGCUGCUGGUAAGCCGUACAAGCCUGAUCUGAUUAUCAACCAUGUUUCUGAACACCUGCGACUUCUCAUUGCCAAUCCAAUCAUGUCCCCCUAUUUAUCUGAUCUUCCUGAUUAUACGAGUAACCAACGUAUAAAGCUUAGUCAAGGUAAAAAUUGGAUUGAGGAUAAAUUGUUUCAGCCUCCCAUGAUAAUUGCUGGUAAUGAUAACAACCCUCGGCAAUUGUGGGUGUCGGAUAGAAUCUCUCGUCUGUCUGAUAUCAAUGUUCCUGUUCAACAGCGUCCCUACUUCAAGGUAUUCAAGUUCUUCCAAGAAUCCAACAUUGUCAAGGCGUUUCUUUUCCCUGUAAUAACCAAGAUGAAUGAUUCCAUGUACUAUCUCUCCGAAAAGGUUGUCUCAUGCGAUGUAUCCCAGCUCAAUCUUGAUGAUGUUUGCCGUUUAGAAGUGGAAGAUUACCAGGCCUAUACCAGUGUCAUGCAAAAUUCGACUCCUGAACGUUUAAUCAUCUGUAACCCGAGCUAUACUAUUGAUGACACUAAUUUGAUUCGUGAUCAUUAUAACAUGAUUAAAGCUGCCAACGACCACAAGCACCCAUUGCCUGUUAACUCCAACUUUGUCAACAACGUCCUUAACUCGUCUAUUCCCAAGAACUUUCAGGUUGUUAGAGUUGUUCCUUAUAACUUGUUUUCUGAUGACACUAGUGGUAAUUCUACCUCAAAAUGGAAUUGCUUCGAUACUUGGUCAAUGAAUCCUGCUGCUGUCCACCUAAGUAUUGCCAAUCAUUACUUGAACCAAUUGCUUUUAUGUGGGUCUAACAAACUCAGUGCCAUGGAGCAGUUGCCUUCCCUUGUUGGUAAUCUAAAACAGCUGGAAACUGGUAUGCCGAUGUUUGAUGCUGUCCUUAAAGAAGACGUAUUUGUUGUCGCUCCUCUUUUGUUCAUCAAGGCUGACAAUCCUCGUCAUGCCGAGAUAACUUGCUUAAAACAUUCAACGGCUACAUAUCCUUGUAGAAAGUGCUUCUGGUGCCGCCAUGCCAAUAAUUACGAUCAAAAUAUACGGACCACUCCUGAAGAAUAUGUGUCAGCUCCAAGGGAAAAAGGGCAUUGGGAAAGUUUAUUUAUUACAAGCAACUUACCUAUUCCUGAUUUUUCGAUCCGGGUUCGUGAUAGACAGGGUAACUUUAUUUUUGUUGAUGAUCUGAUGACUCUUGGUUUCAAAGAUUCUAAUGGUAAGGGCUUGUUGGGUCUGUCCUCUUGGGAUCCAAGUAAAGAUACGCCAGUUGAAAUAUUGCAUGGAUUAUGUCUGGGCCUGAUCAAGUACACCUUCAACAAGGCUGCCGAUUGUUUUUUUAACAAAACCCAAGUCGAUGUUAUCAGUUCUCUAUGUCGUACUUACGGUUCAAAGGCUUUCACUAACUUGUCCACUCAUCUGAAGGGCUACAAAAGCUACCUUGGAAGAGAUUUCAAGCUUAUGGUCCAGAUGAUUCCAAUUGUACUGAGACUUGCUAAGGAUGACCGGGCAUUCUUGACUUUUCGUAACGAUCCCCACCACAGGCUGAAUAACAUCAUCGAUACUUUCGAUAAGCUUGGUGAGCUUUGUUCUCUAUCAUAUAUGUCGGAAAUUCAUACCAACUUUGACAAAUUUGUUGAGAUGCUUCGAAAGGCUGCCAAUGAUACAAUCGUUGCUUUGGAUAACCUUGAUCAUACGGCAAUUCCAAGUAACAGGCGUUCUCGUCGCGGUCGUAGAGCCAAUCAAGCUUCUACAACUGAAAAUGUAGAUGAGCCAUCGGUGAUGUUUGGUGAUGUUGUGCCUCCUGAAGAAGGUGAAGAUUCUGACGAUGAAGACGUAACUUCUGCUGCUGCUACUGGUGCUGCUGCUACUGGUGCGCGUGCUGGUGUUCGUUCUCGUGCUGGUGCUAGUUCUGGUGAACAGCUUAAUGGUGCUUCCAUUCCAUACGCCAAGACAGGUGGUCCUCUGUGCAAUCGUUUGAAAACACACUUGAUCAUUCACUUGGUGGAGGAUUGUAUUCGUUUUGCUUCUCCUGUGCUUUUGGCUACUGAAAAGAAUGAACAGUUUAACAAGUACAUUCGGGCAAUAAUCAUGAAAACGAACAAGCAAAACCCCUCUCGUGACUUGGCCCUGAUCAAUGGUCGUGAGCUGUCUUUGAGGAAUGUCGCGAUGGGUUGUUACUGGGACAAUGAUGCGAAGACUUGUGGUUCCAAGGUGAGGGAAUGGUUUAGUCGUUUUGGUCAAAAAAUGUACUUUAACGCCAACCGUGAGUAUGGUAGUGCUGCAUACAUCUCCGGUAAGAGAGUCGCUUUUAACAUGGUGGCUGUCUUUGAUCUCGAUCUUGGCGAAGGUGGGAAGCGUCGUUUACUUGGAAAGGUUGUGCUGAAACGCGGUGAUCUCGUCGAACUGGAGGUUUACACACUUGUUGAAAAACCAGUGCAAGUGCUUUCUGACAACGCAAGCAUCUUCACAAACUACCAGGUGGACGAUGGUGGCAAUCUUCUCGCGGUCAAAUCGGACGAAACUCUAAGUACGCUGGUGUUCAAGCUGGCUGUUGUUGAACUAUUGGACAUGUCGCAUUCAACUGUGAUAAAUGAUAUUCAAUACUCAAUAAUUAACAAGUGUAAGUUUGGUACUCUUUGGUGGUUCCAUAAUACGGACAGACAUUUCGAAAUGUUGAAAAACGAUUCUCAAGAUUAA
Messenger RNA from Mucor mucedo, 3483 nucleotides. RefSeq lists its product as uncharacterized. The coding region runs from base 1 to 3483 and encodes 1160 amino acids. The transcript is spliced from 3 exons. The record is from RefSeq and is a predicted model, not a curated record. Lineage: Eukaryota; Fungi; Mucoromycota; Mucoromycetes; Mucorales; Mucoraceae.